Messenger RNA from Cottoperca gobio, 1246 nucleotides. RefSeq names its product post-GPI attachment to proteins 2 (gene pgap2). Gene Ontology annotation, cellular component: endoplasmic reticulum membrane; Golgi membrane. The transcript has 6 exons. NCBI's taxonomy places the organism in Eukaryota, Metazoa, Chordata, Actinopteri, Perciformes, Bovichtidae. Bases 346 to 1110 code for a protein of 254 amino acids. Gene Ontology annotation, biological process: GPI anchor biosynthetic process. The record is from RefSeq and is a predicted model, not a curated record.
AGUCGUUUCCUUAUCGUAGCUAGCCUGAUGCCGGUGACUUGGAGCAAAGUCAAGGUAGAAAAUCAUCAAAUCAACAGAAUAAAACCCGAAAUAAAAAGUAUGUCAGUGACAUUAAACUGACAGCAGCAGCUUUAGUGAAGUUACACACUUCAUUAAGACUGUUUUACAGGUUUAAAGCCACAUUUCACCAGGUUAAACCGACUGAAGUUCAUAGCUAACGUCAGCUAACUAUGUUACCUGAAGCUAACCUGAGCUAACAGGAUUAGCUGUUUAACCCGAGCUAAAGCAGGUUAAAUGUCCGUGAAGCGGAGCACCUGGUCUCGCCCGCCUGGAGAGCUGUAAAGGAUGCUCCAGGGGCCGUACGGCAGCCCGGACCGGGACCGCCCGCUCCUCCGGCUCCCCUUCAGCAGCUUCAUCGUGGGCACGGUGCUGCUGCCGCUCACCGGCCUCAUCGCCUGCCUCUUCAUCUCCCUGCUGUACCACCUGGAGGACGCCACCUACACACACUGUCACGUAUCAAACUACCUCCCGUCCAUCAGCUCUGCCAUCAGCCUCGUGCCGGAGCGUUACAUCUGGCGCUGCUGCAUCGGCCUGCACUCGGCGCCGCGCUACCUGAUGGCCGGCGCCUACUUCAGCUUCUACCGCGCCCGCUUCGCCACCAGGCUGCCGGAGCUGCUGCUGAGCGGGCUGGCUCUCCUCUUCAGCCUCGCCGAGAACACCGGCCUGCUGCUGCUCACGUACGUGUCGUCCACCGAGACCUACAGUGUUCAUAAACACGCUUUCAUGGUGUUCAUCGGGAGCUCGCUGGUGCACAUGCUCGUUACCUGCAGGCUGUGGCAGGUGAUCAGGAGACACUACGUGAACCCAGAGGAGACGACGUCGUAUCGCUGGAAGCUGCGUCUCUUCCUGUUUAACAUCAGCUGUUGUCUGGCCGCCGCCUACUUCUUCAGACGCCACAACACGUUCUGUGAAGCAGGAGUUUACACUCUGUUCGCCCUCUUCGAGUACCUGGUGGUUUUCUCCAACAUGGCCUUCCACCUGACGGCCUUCUGGGACUUCGGCAGCCAAGAGGUAACGGUGGCAACGCCGCCGGAGGACAAGCGGUACUGAGAACUCACCUGUGGACUCACCUGUGGACUCACCUGUGGACUCACCUGUGGACUCACCUGUGGACUCACCUGUGGACUCUUUGUAAAGGUGAUGUCCGCGCUGCAGCCCAGAAUAAACUUCUUAUCAUUCCUGAAAA